UAGCUUCUUUUGUUAAGUUUACACCAAUCAAUCUCCUGAUUGUCGAUCACUGAAAACUCACAUGCAACGGUUUACAAGAUCUAUCCUGCGCUAUUCUCAUUAAAUGUUUUGAUUUGUAUUUUUGCCUCUCUACAAUCAUCAAUCUUGGCCAUGUUUUGGGCAAGAAAUCCACACCUAUGGAAGCUAGAUUGGAAUGUACAGCUUUUAGCCAUUGUAUAUUGUGGAGUGGUGAUAUCAGCAUUGGUAUACUGGCUGCAAACAUGGUGUAUCGGUAAGAAGGGACCAGUCCUUGCAGCAAUGUUUAGUCCCUUAAUCCUUGUUAUUGUGGGGAUCUUUUCAGCAAUUGUUUUUGCAGAGAGACUUUAUUUGGGAAGCUUGAUAGGAGCACUUCUUAUCGUGUUUGGGCUAUAUUGCGUACUCUGGGGGAAGAAAGACACUGAAAAGCCAUGCACCAGUAGAAGAGGCUAUGAUGAUGAUAAAAUCCUAGACAUUCCAGUGGAUAACUCUUACCAUGAUGGCUCCCAUCAAAACUGAACAGCAGAGAUGACAAACUAAGUUGUAGAGACAAAACUUAGAGCUCCAAGAAAAAUUCAUAAACAAGUUAUAACAGUGAGCACUUCAUGAUAUCAGUUACGUAGCAGAAUGACACAAUUUGAACCCUUUUUUUUUUUUUUUUU
Olea europaea var. sylvestris is the source of this 677-nucleotide messenger RNA. Its product is annotated as WAT1-related protein At5g64700-like. Gene Ontology annotation, molecular function: transmembrane transporter activity. The transcript has 3 exons. The record is from RefSeq and is a predicted model, not a curated record. Bases 151 to 534 code for a protein of 127 amino acids. NCBI's taxonomy places the organism in Eukaryota, Viridiplantae, Streptophyta, Magnoliopsida, Lamiales, Oleaceae. Gene Ontology annotation, cellular component: plasma membrane.